Poecilia latipinna (sailfin molly) is the source of this 1822-nucleotide messenger RNA. RefSeq names its product gastrula zinc finger protein XlCGF26.1-like. The transcript has 2 exons. Bases 23 to 1645 code for a protein of 540 amino acids. Lineage: Eukaryota; Metazoa; Chordata; Actinopteri; Cyprinodontiformes; Poeciliidae. Gene Ontology annotation, biological process: regulation of DNA-templated transcription. The record is from RefSeq and is a predicted model, not a curated record. Gene Ontology annotation, molecular function: DNA-binding transcription factor activity, RNA polymerase II-specific; RNA polymerase II cis-regulatory region sequence-specific DNA binding.
GAGAAUCCCAGGUGGAGUGAGGAUGACUGAGAUGAUAAAGGUUGAAGCAGAUGAACCUGGAGGGUCCAGCUUGGAGGACCCCGUACCUGCAGCAUCCACAUCAGAGCCGGAGGAGGAAACACAAGACAACAAAGAUCUUAUGUUGGUGAAGAAAAAAGAGGUUCCCCAUGACCAGGGACUCAUAAAGGAGGAAGAGGACGAACUGUGGAUCAGUCAUGAGGAAGAGCAGCUUUCCGUGAAGGUUGAAGAUGAAGAGAAACUUCAGCUAGCAGAGCUUCAUUGCAACCAAACUGAGGACAGCAGAGACACUGGAGGUUCAAUCAGCAGCUCAGCUGAACAAAUGGAAACAGAACCUGAAGAAGACUUUGGAGAAGCAGAACCAGACAGAAACGGGUAUCUGUUUCACAGUAAGAUGACCUUUCACAAAAAGGGUGAACGAAUUAAACUGUGUUCCAGACUUGCUGCUGAGAUUAGUGUAAAAGAAACAACAUUUAGUUGCAAUUCUUGUUGUGAAAGAUUCAAUCAGAAGACUUUCGACUCUGCAAUGAGAGAGCUUGGCUCCGAUCGUUGUUGUAAAAGAUGUGAAGAAACAACUUCUCUUCAGACUCACAUGACACUUCACCCAGGAGAAAGACCAUUUGCCUGUGAUAGUUGCGGAAGGCUUCAUGCAAAUAAAUUAUUUAACGAGAACCUGAAUGUCCACUCUGAAGAAAAACCUUUUUCCUGUGAUGUUUGUGAAACUAGAUUUAAAAGAAAGCAUCAUUUAAAAGGCCACAUGUGGAUCCACACUGCAGACAGACCCUUUGCCUGUAGUGUUUGCAGUAAAGGGUUUUCUCAGCAGAUGCGAUUAAAGAGUCACAUGCGUGUUCACACCGGAGAGAAACCUUUCAUUUGCAGCAUUUGCAGUAAAGGAUUCGCUUUACGGGAGAAUCUAAAAAGACACAUGCAUGUUCACCAAGGAGGGAAGAAGUUCAUUUGUAGAGUUUGUGGUAGAGGCUUUUCACUACAGCAGACUCUAAAGAGACACAUGAAUGUUCACACAGAAGAGACACCGCUCAUUUGUAGUUAUUGUAGUAAAGGUUUUCAUCAACAUUGGUUACUGAAGAAACACCUGCUUGUUCAUACAGAAGGGAAACAGUUUACUUGUAAUACUUGCAAUAAAGGGUUUUCAUUCCAAGAGAAUUUAAAGAAACAUCUACAUGUUCACGCAGGACAGAAACGGUUCGUUUGUAGUGUUUGCAGCAAAGGAUUUUCAAUCAAAUAUAAUCUAGACAGACAUAUGCUGGUCCACACAAGAGAGAAACUGUUUAUUUGUAGUGUUUGUAGUAAAGGAUUUUCAGAACAUCAUCAUCUUAAAAGGCACAUGAAAGUUCACAGCGGACCGUUUAGCUGUAGUGACUGUAAUAAAUGUUUUACAAAUAACAUCCAGCUACAGCGACAUGUGAAACUCCACAUGGUGGAGCGGCCAUUUGUCUGUGAAGUCUGUGAAAGCAGAUUUAUCCAAAAGUGUCAUCUUGAAAAACACAUGAAAGUUCAUACUGGAGAGAAACAGUUUAUUUGUAGUGUUUGCAAUAAAGCAUUUUCACUGAAAGAUCGACUAAAGAGACACAUGCGUGUUCACACGAGAGGAACUAUUUGUAGUUGAACAUUUUGUCAAUACUCUUCAGAGAUUAUAGUCAUCUACUCUGCUUUUAUGUUCAAACCUCUGUUUUCAUUUCUGAUUCAACUGUCUCCACGCUGCAGUAACUCUGGAUUUCACCCUGAUGUCUUUACAUUAUCAUCUAAUUUCCACAGUAAAUUAAAGACUUGCAUGUACUAAGUA